AUGGGAGCCCCUGGUCGCUGGGCCAACCUUCCACAGGCAAUGCGUGUGAGAACGAAAGUAGCAUGGGCGACAUUGUCAUGGUGGAGUGGCUUGCUGGUGGUAUUGGCGGUUUGGGCCAGCUCCUGCAGAAACUCGGUAGGUGACGCAGGGCCUUUAGUCGAGACGUGCCUCAGUUUGGGGGCAGGUUCGUGUGACACAUUGAAGGAAGUGCAGAGCAAGAACCAGCAGCUCCGUGCUCGGCUGAGCGAGGUUCGCUGGCCCAAGCUGGCGUGUUUUCGGGCGAAUGGGCGAACCUACAGCCUGCCGCUUCGAGCUGAGAGCAGGAACCUGCUUCACCCGCCAUCCGAGUCGUUGCUGGCCUACUUGGCAGGCUUUUUCGAUGGGGAUGGCUGCGUGUCUUGUCAGCCAAAGAUGUCGGGUUGCUACUUGGAUGUGUCACAGUCCUUUGACCAGGCCGAGGUUCUGACGCUGUUUCGUGAGACUUUCGGGGGAGGUAUCACGCCGGCAAGCAGAGGCGGCGUGGGACUGCGCAAGCCAGCUCUCAGGUGGAUCGCAUGCGGUCAGUCAGCCCGAAGGGUAGCUGAGCUCCUGGCGCCACAUAGCAUCACCAAGCGGGAGCAGCUCAUGCUGACGGCCCAGUGGCCCGAAACGAAGUCCCAAAGAAAGGACUGCAAGGCUGAGUUGUGUGCCAUGAAAAAACGCGAUUCUGCAGUCGCCGGGCCGUGCAGCUGGAACUACUUCGCCGGCUUCUUCGAUGCAGAGGGCUGCAUCGUGCAGCGGGGUCGGGGAGUGUCGCUGACCCUGGAGAUUCGGCAAAAACAUGCCCAGGUGCUCGAGAUGUUGCGCAUUUUUUUGGCCAGAACCUCAGGCAUUGAAUCAAAUGUUGCUUCGGGAAAGUCUUCGCAUUUACUUCUGAUCUGCGGCGUGACCAAGUGCAAGCAUGUACUGCAACACUUGUUGCCAGCCGGAUUGCUUUGCAAAGCGAAACAUGCAGAGCUUGCUGUUGGCCUGACACCGGAGAACGCUGCGCAAGUUAGGACGCAGGUGGUGUGCCUGACUGGAAACCAACAGUUUGGGAAGAGGCUGGAUGCCGCUGGCCACGACAGGGCAAGAAGGAUCCUCUCCACAAACCAACAAGCUGCUCGAUUUGAGCAGCGUGGGCAGUGUGCGGAAGCUAGAGCCAAAAAGGCCGAGGUUGAGGUGCUGAAAGAAGAGCACGAGCUGCUCAAAGCCCACCUGGAGAACCAGCAGUUGCUGGAGUAUACGCACAAACUGGACAACUUGCACCGUAAUUCGUGGGACGGGACUUUCGCUUGUGGAAUGUGA
Molecule: messenger RNA, 1326 nt
Organism: Symbiodinium sp. CCMP2592
Lineage: Eukaryota; Dinophyceae; Suessiales; Symbiodiniaceae
Source: the annotation of a GenBank genome assembly